AUGAUCAACAAUAUACAUAUCAUUAUAUCAUCUAUUAUAUUGAUUUUUAUAAGAGUAUGCACAUCACAACAAUCAAUUCUUUCAAAACCAGAAUUGGAUAGUGCAAUCUUUGUAAUUCAACAAUUUGGAAUACCAUCAAUACCACAAGAUCAAUCACUUUGUAAUUAUGGAUCAUCUCCUAUUUUUAAAUGUAGUAAUAGUGGUACUGGAGGAAGUUAUCAUAUUGAUUCAAUAACAAUAUCAGGAAUAACAUUUACAAAUGUUGGAAACCCAAAUACAUCAAUACAAUUGGACUUUCCACAAAUCAAUUCAAUCUAUUUAUCGCAUACGUCUGUUAGAAAUAAUAGUAUUAAUUUUUUAGAUUAUGUAAAAAAUCUAUCAUCUUUGGUCACAUUUUAUACAAGUGCAAUUUCAUUGGUUAAUGUACCAGAUGAUUUCUUAUCAAUGUUGCCAAAUAUGAGAAAUUUAGUAUUACAUCGAAUAUCAAACAAUAUACCAAAAGGUUUAUUCAAUCAUACUGGUUUGACUCAACUUUCAUUGGGUGCGGUUUAUUUGACAACGGCUGGUGUAAAUGAAUCGACGGUCAACCUUCCAUCAUUGGCAUCAUUGUCACUCAAUUUUUCACCAAGAGCACCUGAAACGAUUUCAAUUACACCAGAGACAAUGCCAAAUCUCAAAUACCUUAGUAUAAACAGUGGAACAUCGAGCAAGACAACAGUUAAAUUGAACUCUACGACUGUUUUUGGACUGUUUUUGACUGGUGGCAGAGACAAACAUUUUGAUGUACAAAUAGUUCAUCCAGAGGUAUUGGGUGAUAUCUAUUUAUCAGGGGCAUUGACUAGUUGGACACCAAAAGAUAUGAAAUAUUAUCCAAAUUUAGUUUCUCUCAAUUUCCAAGGAGUAGAUUUUUCAGAAUAUCCAAUCACCAAAUCCUACCCUCCAAACCUAGCCACCUUUUCCAUUGUCUAUUCAAAUUUAACAACUAUUCCAAAUAUCCCUUUACCUCUUACUAUUUCGAUAUUUCAAGCAUUUACAAAUAAUUUUACAAGUUUUCCAUGGGAUAUUUUUAAUAAUGUAAAAACAUCAAAUCCAAUUGUAUUAAGCGAGAAUGUUAAUCUAAUUGGAACAGUUCCAGAGUCAAUGUGUAGAUUUAAAUUAAAAAUUCAAAAUACCUCUAUUACAAGUGUCCCAUCAUGUUUUUGGUGUUAUCAAGCUUUGGAUCAAGUCUUUUUAACUAGUCUUGAAAGACCUCCCAAUUUCAUUUGUCCAGUUACAUUUGAUAAUCAAGUCAUUGCCACUCGAGCUGGACAAGCUUUGGUGUAUGGAUCCAAUUUGGGUUGGGGUUUUAAAACCAGUGAAUACACUCUUACUCCCAUCACACCCAACUCGGUACUACAAAUCCAAAUUCAAAACUUUGGAUCCUAUUAUCUAUCACAACCAAAGGCUUUAUCAUUAAACCUUUCAAACAAUGCCCAAACAUCAUAUAAUAUCAAUGUAAUAGAAGCUGGUAUAGUUGUAUCACCUAGUAAUAACAAUUUCACCUACACCCAACAACCAUCACAUUUACAAUUGCGAUUUUUAUUUUCAAGUCUAAAUCCAAAUCUCAAACAUCAAGUACAAUUAAACUAUUCUCUGUCUUGUACCACCAUUUUACUCGCUUCAUACUCUAUUACUUGUAAUAGUAUUAUACCAGAACCAGAAUAUCCAACGGUUACAUCUGGAAUUGUAAAUAAUAAUAAUAAUGAUAGAUCAAAGUUGAUUAGUUUAUAUGGUUAUUAUGGUAAUUUAAAUCAAACCAACCCUUCUGUAUUGAUUAAUAAUACAUUGAUAUGUAAUAUUGGAUUUAUAAAUGAUAGAUUAAUUAAUUGUACCAUCGAAACAAUUAAUCAAAACUAUGGACCAGCUUCUGUCAAAGUUCAAAUCGAUAAUCUUCAAUAUUUUAAAAAUGAUGUACUUUAUUUUUAUCCUCCCAACAAUAAUAAUAAUAAUAAUAAUACAGAUCAACUUUUAAAACAAUGUCAAGAAACAACUUUGAAUUGUUUUGGUAAUGGUCAAUGUAAUGAAUUUGGUAAAUGUGAUUGUAUUGAAAACUAUAAUCCAAUUGAUAAUUGUUUAACAAAAUAUUUCAAUUCAAGUGUAAAUACUACAACAGAUCCAUUAAAACCAACAACUUCAUUUGAUAUUAAUGGUGUUGAUUUCCAAUUUGAAAUUGUAUCAAUUCAAGAAUUAAAUGAAAAUGAUCAAGUUGCAAAACAAUUAAUAGUAGACAAAUGGAGUUCAACGAUUACAACAAUCAAUUCAACAACCAUUGCAAAUUAUUAUUUAAUUGUAAAUCAAAGCGAGGUUACAAUGCCAUUAUUAAAUGUAUCUGCUGUUAUAUCAUAUUCACCUCUUGCAAGAACAACGAUGUUUGGGGGAAAUGAAAUCGAAAUGAAUCCAAAUUCAAUCAAACUAUCAAUUGAAAUUAAUAAUUGGGAAUUUAGUAGUAACAUCAAUUCACUUAGAGUAUUAUUUAAAACCAAUCUUCCAAACGAUCAAAGUAUUGAAAUAUGUCAACAAGCAAGUGAUGAAAUCAAAACAAUAUCAUAUGACCUAUCAUCAAGUAGUAUUCAAUAUCUAAGAGUAUUAAAAGAUGGAAUUCAAUUUACAGGUAGAUUCUUGGAUUAUAUUGUAUCUGAUGGUAGAAACACCUAUUCAAGAACACAAUUGGUAUCAUUGACUCCAUCAGAACAAUCACCAACAACAGAGUCCGUUGCAUUGAUUGGUAUUUUAUUACCACAAUGUCAAUCAUGUAUUAUUGAUCCUGAUUUUACACCUCUGUUGGUUGAUACCAGUCAAAGUCAAUGUGGAGACAACCCAUCAAAUAAUAACACAUGGAAGAUUAUUGUUGGUGUAACAAUUGGUGGAGUUGUAUUGAUUGUUACCAUUGUAGGUGCCAUCCUCUAUGCUAAAAAGUAUACUAAUCUAAAAUAUUCAAACUCUGUAAAAAUACAAAAUAAAUAA
Molecule: messenger RNA, 3003 nt
Organism: Cavenderia fasciculata
Lineage: Eukaryota; Evosea; Eumycetozoa; Acytosteliales; Cavenderiaceae
Exons: 7
Coding region: 1-3003 (1000 amino acids)
Source: RefSeq, a predicted model, not a curated record